Messenger RNA from Chenopodium quinoa (quinoa), 1545 nucleotides. RefSeq names its product dirigent protein 9-like. Bases 201 to 1298 code for a protein of 365 amino acids. NCBI's taxonomy places the organism in Eukaryota, Viridiplantae, Streptophyta, Magnoliopsida, Caryophyllales, Amaranthaceae. The record is from RefSeq and is a predicted model, not a curated record. The transcript has a single exon.
UCAAUUUCAUCAGCUCCACUACAAAUUUUCUGACAACCAUUUAUUAGAAUAAAUUUGAAGUUCCUCAAAACUUAUAUAUACCCUAAUGUACAUCUUUCUAUUCAUCACCAACAACAAUUCAAGCAAUUAUCUCUGAGAGAUACAACAUAUCCAAUCUCUUAUAAUCUGUCCUCUUUGCUUAAUUAGCAUUUAAACCCGAAAUGGCCAAGUUUUUCUCCCUUCCCACCAUUUGUAUACUACUACUAUCCCUCACUCUAGGUCUUGCCAACUCUGCUCGAAUCCUCGACCAAAUGAGCUCUCAGUUUACUCCUGCAGAUGAACUACCAAGUCUACCACCAAUGGAUGAUUCCAGUUCUACAACUGUUUUACCAAGCGGCCAAGCUCCUGCUGUUGCGACAGAAGCUCCAGCUGCUGCUGCAGAAACUCCAGAUGCUGCAGCAGAAGCUCCUGUUGAAGAGGUUGCAACCCCGGAUAAUCAACCUGAUCAGCCUCAACCAGACUCUACAACUACUGCUGCAGCUACCCCUGAGGAAGCUCCUGCAGCAUCUGCUGCACAGGGUGGUGCUGGAGGCGGAGCUGAGCAGCCCGGACAUCCUGCUAUAUCCUUCUUCAUGCAUGAUGUUCUAGGCGGGUCAAGUGCCUCAGGCAGGAUUGUCACUGGUCUAAUUGCCUCCAGCGAUGUCAAUGGAAUCCCAUUCUCACAGCCAAACAACCAAGUGUUCCCAGUCUCCAACGGAAUACCCCUCAUGAACAAUGGCAAUCUCAAUAACGUCCUCAACAAUAACAAUGUCCCCUCCUUUGCAGGACUUAACGGUCAGAACCAACAACAAGUCGUCCAAAAUGCUGGCAACAACAAUGUUGUAAACGGUGGCAACAACAACCAGGCCGCAUUUGUCAAUCCUGGACAGCUUCCCUCUGGUACAACCCUCCAGAAGCUGCUGUUUGGUUCCAUCACAGUCAUUGACGACGAGCUCACUGAGGGCCAUGAGCUCGGGUCUGGCGUCAUGGGCAGAGGCCAAGGCUUCUACCUUGCUAGCUCCCUUGACGGAGAAAGUCACACCAUGGCCUUCACCGCAAUCUUCCAUGGUGAGGGUCAUGAACAAGAAACCGAUGACACCAUCAGCUUCUUCGGUGUCCACCGGACUGCCUCUCCGAUUUCUCAGAUGGCUGUCAUCGGUGGAACAGGUAAGUAUGAGAAUGCUAAGGGAUAUACUACUAUUGAGACUAUCCCUGAUCAGAACCAGCACACUACUGACGGUGUUGACACCGUUGCUCAUUUUAGUGUUUACCUUAACUAGGUAUGACUGCAGAGUCCUGAAAUCUAAACUUGUGUAAUUUGAUGCUUGUGCUCUUUUUUUUUUUUUUUUUUUGGUUUAAGUUGGAGUUUCAUUCACUUUGUUGUACGUAUUAUGUAUGUAUAAUUAAGCCAUGUAAGUUAAUCAGAAAUUAUGUACUUAAUGCAAAUGAGUUUCUUGGAUUUACCUUCUUCUUUCUGUAUUUCCUGAUAUGACAUGCAAAACAUUCUGCCAAAGAUCAAUUUUUCAA